Molecule: messenger RNA, 731 nt
Organism: Hibiscus syriacus
Lineage: Eukaryota; Viridiplantae; Streptophyta; Magnoliopsida; Malvales; Malvaceae
Product: transcription factor HBP-1b(c1)-like
Exons: 6
Coding region: 181-588 (135 amino acids)
Biological process (GO): regulation of DNA-templated transcription
Molecular function (GO): DNA-binding transcription factor activity
Source: RefSeq, a predicted model, not a curated record
CUUGAGAAUUUUCGAAUAGAGGAUACUAUUAAUCUUACCAGAAAUCCUUUAUUUGAUCAAAUAAAGUGAAAUAGCCAGGCAUUAGCUGAUGCUCAGUUUGGUGCUUUAAGCAAGACACUUGCAUCCGCAGACAGCAAUCACUCUGCUGCUGUUGUGGGGUCCCAACCAUUACUGCUUCAGAUGGAUAUCCCACCAAAUCUGGCGCAUAUAUCAGUUGGUCGGGAGAACUGGGGGGACUCCAAUAUGGCUGAUGGCUGCCCCAGAACUGAUACUUCAACGGACGAUAGAAUCUGUUUACUAGCUAAUACCGACUCUUUAUUGACCAUCCUUUUCUGCAGUUUGGAAGAGACGUUGCGUAGGCUUGCUCAAAAUCGUGAGGCUGCAAGAAAAAGCCGGUUAAGGAAAAAAGCAUAUGUGCGGCGACUAGAGAGUAGUCGACUGAAACUGACGCAACUUGAGCAAGAGCUGCAGCGAGCUCGUCAGCAGGGUAUAUUCAUUUCAAGCUCCGGAGAUCAAUCUCAAUCAAUGAGUGGAAAUGGUAUGCAAGCUCUAUUUUCAUCAUUGGAAUUUGAAAAAUGGUAUUUGUGAUUUGCUGUUAGGGGCUCAGAGUUCAAGUAAUUAUUGUUUGAGUUUGUUAAAUACGUUCCGUACAGUAGUUGUUAGCCUUGUGGAUAUUAUGUGUUAGCUAUGUCAACUUUUGUUCCUGAAACACAAAGAGGUACUGUUUCAUG